Messenger RNA from Enhydra lutris kenyoni (northern sea otter), 1395 nucleotides. RefSeq names its product small nuclear RNA activating complex polypeptide 3. Gene Ontology annotation, molecular function: bent DNA binding; RNA polymerase II cis-regulatory region sequence-specific DNA binding; core promoter sequence-specific DNA binding. The record is from RefSeq and is a predicted model, not a curated record. Gene Ontology annotation, cellular component: snRNA-activating protein complex. NCBI's taxonomy places the organism in Eukaryota, Metazoa, Chordata, Mammalia, Carnivora, Mustelidae. The transcript has 9 exons. Gene Ontology annotation, biological process: snRNA transcription by RNA polymerase III; snRNA transcription by RNA polymerase II. Bases 7 to 1245 code for a protein of 412 amino acids.
GCGAACAUGGCUGAAAGCAGCCGGGGCGGUCCAACGUGCCGCGGUGUGGACCCUGGGCAGGACACGGUCUCCAGCAGUGGAAACUGCAACUUUCCAGAGUACGAGCUUCCAGAGCUAAACACGCGCGCUUUCCAUGUGGGCGCCUUCGGGGAGCUGUGGCGUGGCCGGUUGCGCGGGGAAGGGGACUUGUCGCUGAAGGAGCCACAGGCAUCCGCAUUGCCUGGGAGCCAAGGGGUCACCGACUGGGGCCAGGAGGAUGCUGCGGUGGCCGGGGAUCUGGGCUGCAGCCUGGAGGCAGCAGCCGAGCUGCGGACGGUGUGCGGCCUUGAUAAACUGAAGUGCCUUGAGGAGGGUGCGGAUCCCGAAGUCAUCCCGGAGAAUACAGACCUAGUGACUUUAGGGAUUAGAAAAAGGCUUCUGGAACAGCGAGAAGAAACUAUAACAAUAGACCGGGUUUGCAGACAAGAAACAUUUGCUUAUGAGAUGGAGUCACAUGCCAUAGGAAAAAAGCCUGAAAAUCCAGCAGACAUGAUUGAAGAAGGGGAGCUUAUCCUAUCUGUGAAUAUCUUAUACCCUGUUAUAUUUCAUAAGCACAAAGAACACAAGCCAUACCAGACGAUGCUGGUAUUGGGCAGUCAGAAGCUCACAGAACUGAGGGAUUCAAUUUGCUGUGUCAGUGACCUCCAGAUUGGUGGGGAAUUCAGCAACACUCCUGAUCAAGCUCCUGAGCACAUAAGCAAAGACCUGUACAAAUCAGCCUUCUUUUAUUUCGAAGGGACAUUUUACAAUGAUAAAAGAUACCCGGAGUGCAGAGAUUUAAGCAGAACUAUCAUUGAAUGGUCGGAGUCCCAUGACAGAGGCUAUGGAAAAUUUCAGACUGCCAAAAUGGAAGAUUUCACCUUCAAUGACCUGUUUAUUAAACUGGGUUUUCCUUACUUAUAUUGUCACCAGGGAGACUGUGAACAUGUUAUUGUCAUCGCUGACAUAAGGCUCGCACAUUGUGAUGACUGCUUGGACAGGACACUUUAUCCCCUUCUUAUCAAGAAACAUUGGCUGUGGACCAGAAAAUGUUUUGUUUGUAAAACGUACACAGCCAGAUGGGUGACGAACAAUGACAGUUUUGCACCAGAGGACCCAUGUUUCUUUUGUGAUGUUUGCUUUCGGAUGCUCCACUAUGAUUCAGAAGGCAACAAACUAGGAGAAUUCCUUGCUUAUCCUUACGUUGAUCCUGGAACCUUUAAUUAAUAACAACAAAAAAUGUACCUGUGAAGUAACUAUCCUCUUGGAUGAUUACUUUAUUUCCAGAACGUGCUACUGAAGAUCAGGACCCACCUGAAAUACUCAGCUAGUUACCCACAUCCCUGCAAAAGUUCACAUCACAGGUUUUUUUUUUUU